Messenger RNA from Histoplasma capsulatum G186AR, 864 nucleotides. RefSeq names its product GPR/FUN34 family protein. The transcript is spliced from 3 exons. The record is from RefSeq and is a predicted model, not a curated record. Gene Ontology annotation, molecular function: acetate transmembrane transporter activity. The coding region runs from base 1 to 864 and encodes 287 amino acids. NCBI's taxonomy places the organism in Eukaryota, Fungi, Ascomycota, Eurotiomycetes, Onygenales, Ajellomycetaceae. Gene Ontology annotation, cellular component: plasma membrane.
AUGACCGAACCAGCCGACAAAGACUUCGCCAACGGCGCUUCCAACGGCGACCCGACGACCCGCACCAUGACCAACGAGGAGCGCGAGGUCGCCCAAGCCGCUGCCCGCUUCGGGUACGGCCCCCUCGCCCAGAUCUCCACGACCGGCGAGCGCCUCCCCGCCUUCGGGGGUGAGUUCCAGCCCGGUCUGUACCGCCCCGUCGAGCAGCGCAAGUUCGCCAACCCGGCGCCGCUGGGUCUGUCGGCUUUCGCCCUCACCACCUUCGUCCUCAGUCUGAUCAACAUGCAAACGCGCGGGGUAACCACGCCCAAUUUGGUGGUUGCGUCGGCGUACGGGUAUGGCGGCUUCGUGCAGUUGCUCGCGGGCAUGUGGGAAAUGGCCGUCGGCAAUACGUUCGGUGCCACGGCACUCUCGUCGUACGGUGGCUUCUGGAUCUCCUACGCAAUCAUCUUCACGCCCGGCGGGUUUGAAAUCACAUCGACGAUACUCGAGAAGAACGGUUUAGCGGCGCUCCAGCACUCAGUGGGAUUCUGGCUUUUCGGUUGGUGGAUCUUCACAACCAUCCUGCUCGUGUGCACGCUCAGGUCCACCGUGGCCUUCUGCCUCGUGUUCGUCACUCUGGAUCUGGCAUUCUUGAUGCUUGGUCUUGCCCACUUCUUCCUAACCCCCGAGCUGUCGCCGAACCCUUCUCUGAUCAAGGCGGGCGGUGUCUUCGGGAUCAUCUGUGCGUUCUUGGCGUGGUACAAUGCUCUGGCGGGUAUCGCGGACACCAGCAACAGCUUCUUCAUCAUCCCCGUCAAGCACUUCCCGUGGUCGGCCAAAGCAAUGGCGGCGCGCAACAAGACCGAGCGCGAGACUGUUUAA